AUGUCUUUUUCGAGAAGAGUUUCUAGAAAGAAACAGUUGUUGGAGAAGGCAAAUGAGGCCAAGUGGUCCCUAGGAGAUGAGGGUUUCCCCCCACUACCUGGGACAACCGUCACGGCCUCCCCAGACCCCAGUUGUGCAGUCUCCUGGACACAUGUCCAGGCUGUCCUUCACGGUGCAGACGCUAUCUGCCCGGGGGUCUCUCACCGAGUCACGUUCGCCGACUUCUCAGCGAUAAAAAGCCACAUCGUUAUCAGAAGAGGCUGGGAACUCUUGAUCCGCAAAUUGCCGUUCCAACGUCUGGAGCGCGAGAGCUCCGCCGUCAUGGCGUUGCAAGAAGCUAAUGAGGCGUACUUGGUGGGUCUGUUCGAAGACGCCAAUCUUUGCGCAAUCCACGCCAAGCGUGUCACGAUCAUGCCACAAAAGACAUCCAGUUGGCCCGUCGUAUCCGCGGUGAACGUGCCUAACCUGAUCAUCGGUCAUUAGUUAUCAUCAUCAUACCUUAAAAAGGCCCUUAUCA
Messenger RNA from Acyrthosiphon pisum (pea aphid), 517 nucleotides. Its product is annotated as histone H3-3-like. The transcript is spliced from 2 exons. Gene Ontology annotation, molecular function: DNA binding; structural constituent of chromatin; protein heterodimerization activity. The record is from RefSeq and is a predicted model, not a curated record. NCBI's taxonomy places the organism in Eukaryota, Metazoa, Arthropoda, Insecta, Hemiptera, Aphididae. Bases 1 to 483 code for a protein of 160 amino acids. Gene Ontology annotation, cellular component: nucleosome.